AAAAAAAAACGACUGCACUUUUCAAAUCCGUGAGCAGGAAGGGAGCUCGUAAUAAUAUCAGAGAAUAUUUACAGGGCAAAAAAAAAAAUCUUUAAACGGAUCACAUGAGUUACAAAGUGGAAAAGUGCACCCGAGGAGCUCUGUGAGUGUAAAGGACAGAUGCGUGUUAGAACACGGAGAGGUGGAGGAGCGACGGAACAGGGACUGAGUGUCAGCGAGCAGAGACAGGGCUGGAGUUGUGUUCAGGUUCGGUGUGUGGAAAGGAAGCUGGGUAUUUUGUGGAUAUGUACAAUGUUGUGGAUACGCGCUUGAACGGCGAAGAGCUCCUGUUUACACUGCACCUGAGGAUAUAGUGCACAUUUACUUUCUGUUAGCAUUCUCUCUCGUCAUUUCUGCUUCAACAAGCUGACUCAGACUCCGAGAUCUCUCAAAUCUGCCGGGUUUUGAGGACUUUUCUCUCCUCUUCCCCCCGUGCUGUGCAGGCUGAUGGCCCGGAGGCGGUGGGAGGCUCGCGGCGGGUUGCUGGCGGACAUCCAGACUGCGAUCCUGAGCGAGCCGCUGGACUCACUUUUCCACAUCACCGGCGAACUUGGCAGGGGGAAGUUUGCAGUGGUGAAGAAAUGCAUGGAGAAGGCGACGGGUAAAGAGUUUGCGGCGAAGUUUGUCCGGAAGCGGCGGCGAGGUCGUGACUGUCGAGCCGAGGUGAUCCAUGAGCUGGCAGUGCUGGAGGUGGCCAAGUGUAACCCCCGCAUCAUCAACCUGCAUGCAGCCUACGAGAACGAGCAUGACAUCAUCCUGCUGCUCGAAUAUGCAGCAGGUGGUGAGAUAUUUGACCACUGCGUGUCUGACGAGCUGCUGUCUGAAGGCCAGAUCAUUCGUUUAAUCCGACAGAUUCUUGAAGGCAUCAGUCUGCUACACCAGAGCAACAUCGUCCACCUCGACCUGAAGCCUCAGAACAUUCUACUGACCGGGCUGAGUCCUCUGGGGGACAUUAAGAUCGUGGACUUUGGGCUGGCACGUCGGCUCGGUUCCAUGGGAGAACUGCGGGAGAUCGUGGGUACACCUGAGUACGUGGCUCCAGAAAUCCUGAACUAUGAGCCCAUCACGACAGCCACUGAUCUCUGGAGUGUUGGCGUGAUCACGUACAUGCUGAUCACAGGAGAGUCUCCGUUCGCUGGCGAGGACAAGCAGCAGACCUUCCUGAACGUCUCACAGAUCAAUGUGGACUACAGCAAGGAAGCGUUCUCCCGCGUGUCUGAGCUCGCCGUCCACUUCAUCCGAAAACUGCUGGUCAAAGUGCCAGAAGACCGGCCGAGCGCCGCUGAGUGUCUGAGUCACCCGUGGCUGUGUCAGCAGUACCUGUGGGCUGAACCCUCUCCUGCUCCAGUAACCCCACGUGUCCCCCGAGAGCGCAGCAGUGGUGCCAAGUGGGCCUCUCCGCCCAAGGACCCCGAAGACAAAGAGAACAUUCUGCAGUCUAAAAGAUCCCGCUUCGAAGAUGGCUUGUAGAUCAGCAUCCGAAACACGUUCUGUAAUCACAUUCUUUAUUUGAUCAGGGCAAGAUUUUCCAUCCUAAUCCUCUGAAUUCCUUUUGGGGCCACACCAAAGAUGAUCUGCUAACGCUAGAGUGACUUCCUGCUGCACAAUAACAUGAGGUUCCUAGAGCUCGAUUGCUGUCGUCUUCUUUCAUCUCAGAUAUUCGAGCAGCUCUUUUUCUCUUGUAUGUGCUUUUAUUGUAUUUGUGUUUUUUUUUAUUUGCUUUAUUAUCUAUGUUUUGUUGUUGUUAUUGUUAUUUUUUAAAUUAUUUAUUUGACAGAGUUCCAGUAAGGUGUGUUAUUUUAAAGUAGGAAGAUAAGGCCAGUGGUUCCUCUAAACCAGCAAUGUUUUAAUUGUAGGGACGUUGGGUUUCAUUUUUCUGAUUAAUUGCUGUUGAUCACUUUUUGGUGCUCCAAAUCACGAUAUGCUGGACUUCAGGGGAAACUAGAAUGAGCUUCUUCUCAAUAAACAGGGCAUUGGAGUGUGGGGCUCGUUGGGUUUAGUCUGAGGGAGGUCAGAGAUUAAUGAUUGUCAUGUUAAUGUUAAUAUUCCUGCCAACAAUGCUGUGUGUGCGGUUUGCCCUGUGAUUUGGGGCAUAUUGCUCAACAUAACUCGCACACCGCACCCUGAAUUAUUCAGAGCCGGGCUUUUUUGCAGUGUGCACUUCCUGUUAGUCACAGAUUUGGAGGGCUGCCAUAAAGCACUUAAUCCCUUGCCGUCUAUGUGCUUCGGUGAGAUAUGAAGGGAAAGGAAGAGAGGAAAAUCUUUUUAUUAAAAAAUAUUUUAAUCUGAGCUGUUUUUAAACAGAAAUAUUUUUGUAGAUCUUAUUUAAAAAAAAAAAAGUAGUCUUUUUUUUAACUCCCAAGCAAAUGAAGGCAGGAAAAUGCACAGCUGUAUUUAUGGACAGCUUGUUUCUAGCAGGUUUUGUAAUCUCUGCACUAAUCUGGAUUAGAUCAGGCGUUGUCACAACUUGUUACAUCAGAUUAUCUAAUAUUUUCUGCAGAAAAAAAAAAACCCUGAUUAUAUAGUGUACCCAUUCUGUGCCUUUUUUUUCUCAGGGUCAGCUUCACAGUUUGCCAGUACAAGACUUUCAUGCCUCUAUAUCGCAGUAGAUUAAAUACUUUGUCAGAUUAUUUUGCCACAUAAUCUUGACAUGACAUGAAAUGAAACGUGCAUGAAUAUAUGCAUUUGUCUCUGUUCACCAGACACGAUGAUCCUGUGCUCAAAACUUGAUCAAGUAUAACUUUUUUAAACUUUUAUUUUUCUUAAAUAGUUUACUUUCAUAUUAAGCGCAUCAGUGAAGAGUGUAAAUUUGGGAUGUCACUGGAUAUUUGUGAUGUGGUGGUAGUUGGAGAUGAAGUGAUUGUUAUAAGUGAGAGCGAGAGAAUUGUUGGGAAGGAAAGAGUUAAGAGAUGUCGGUAUAAAGAAUUGUUAAAACUCAGCCUGAGGUUAAGUGGAACUGGUGUUUGGUUGAUGCAGUAUUAACAUACAGUAUUGGCUGUAAGGAAUUUUAUACGUAGCGAGAAUAUACUGCAGUAUCUCCUCUCAUCUUGAUGUGAGAGAUUUGAACUGGAAAUGUUGCUAUUUUUGGGCUUCGAAUGUUCUAGAUGUUAUGUUGGUUUAAGAAGGUUUAAGGAAUGUGUUUUCGUGUUUGUCUUGGCGGCGAGAUCACCAACUCGCCCUCAAAAACGAAAGACUCAUCGUCUUGUCUUUAAACUGGGUGUCCUGUGUUUUAGCACACUGUACGCUGGGAAACUGUAAGUUAGGAAAGUGCUCAAAACUGGACUAGACCUUGUCCAUGAUCAUAUUGAUUUUGAGAGCUGAAAGGAUUCCACCUGCCCGCACUAAUCACCCAACCUGAACCCAGUGUAGUUUCUCAUCUCCAACCAGGUCUACGCAUCUCAGGGACGUCCUCGGACAAGCUGUUCUUUAUUUUUUAAAGAAACGUAUAGCUCUUAUUACCUUUUAUAUGUCGUGAUGUAAGUAAUACUAAGGAGAAUUUUGUUCUUGCUAACCGAGAGAGAUUUAUUAAGUGUUGGACAGGCAGUGUGUGGAAUCAGGAUGAAGAGCAGGAGUUUUUAACGCAGUUACACACACGUCAGCCCUGAGAACGGACCUGUACAAGUGACAUACGGGUUUGUGACGUGAAAGUGACUGAAUGAAAUUCUAUGGGUUUCAAAUAAACAUAAUCAAAUUCC
This is a messenger RNA of Neoarius graeffei (lesser salmon catfish), 3734 nucleotides long. It is a transcript of the gene stk17b, whose product is annotated as serine/threonine kinase 17b (apoptosis-inducing). Gene Ontology annotation, biological process: positive regulation of apoptotic process; protein phosphorylation; intracellular signal transduction. NCBI's taxonomy places the organism in Eukaryota, Metazoa, Chordata, Actinopteri, Siluriformes, Ariidae. Gene Ontology annotation, molecular function: ATP binding; protein serine/threonine kinase activity. The transcript has 8 exons. Gene Ontology annotation, cellular component: nucleus. The record is from RefSeq and is a predicted model, not a curated record. Bases 487 to 1509 code for a protein of 340 amino acids.